GCUGGGCCCCGCUCCCCGGCAGCGGCGGCCCUGCCACCGACCCCGCGUCCCCGCGGGCGGGAGCUCGUGAGCGCCGGGCGGCGGCGGCGGCGGCGGGCUGGAUGAGCGAACCCGGCGGCGGACGGCGGCUCUGGACUCCGGGCAGCGGCUCGCGCCGCGGACGAGCCCCACCGCGCUGGCCAUGGCCUCCAACUUUAACGACAUAGUCAAGCAGGGCUACGUGAAGAUCCGCAGCAGGAAGCUAGGGAUUUUUCGGCGAUGCUGGUUGGUUUUCAAGAAGGCUUCUAGCAAAGGACCCAGAAGGCUAGAAAAAUUUCCAGAUGAAAAGGCAGCUUACUUCAGGAACUUUCAUAAGGUAACUGAACUGCACAACAUCAAAAAUAUAACCAGACUGCCUCGAGAGACAAAGAAGCAUGCAGUGGCAAUUAUCUUUCAUGAUGAAACGUCUAAGACAUUUGCCUGUGAGUCAGAGCUGGAGGCGGAGGAGUGGUGCAAGCAUCUGUGCAUGGAGUGCCUGGGGACGCGGCUCAACGACAUCAGCCUCGGGGAGCCGGACCUGCUGGCAGCAGGGGUGCAGCGGGAACAGAAUGAACGAUUCAAUGUGUAUCUGAUGCCAACACCAAAUCUGGAUAUUUAUGGUGAAUGCACAAUGCAGAUCACUCAUGAGAAUAUCUAUCUCUGGGAUAUCCACAAUGCCAAGGUCAAAUUGGUGAUGUGGCCUCUUAGCUCGCUGAGAAGAUAUGGUCGAGACUCGACGUGGUUCACCUUUGAGUCAGGAAGAAUGUGUGACACGGGAGAAGGACUAUUCACGUUUCAAACACGGGAAGGAGAAAUGAUCUAUCAGAAGGUCCAUUCUGCGACACUGGCCAUAGCUGAGCAGCAUGAAAGAUUAAUGUUGGAAGUGGAGCAGAAGGCCCGGCUUCAGACAAGCCUGACUGAGCCCAUGACGUUAUCCAAGUCGAUCUCUCUUCCUCGUAGUGCGUACUGGCAUCACAUCACUCGUCAGAACAGUGUUGGGGAAAUCUACAGUUUGCAAGGCCAUGGGUUUGGCCCGGCAAAGAUGUCCCGGGCGCAGACGUUUCCCAGCUACUCCACGGAGCCCAGUGAAGAGGCUCAGCAGCCUUUGUCACGGUCCAGCAGCUAUGGAUUCAGCUACAGCUCAAGCCUCAUUCAAUGACACCCAGAGAGCCAGUGCUGACCAGAGACAGUCUGUCCUGGACCCGCCUGUAGGGUCGUUGCACCCUCUGCCUCCCGGAAGACCUAUUGCAGUACAAACUGACAUGGGUCGGAUCUAGCCCCAAUCCCAUUGGAAGGUUAAAAACUGGAGUUCUACUUCCUUGGUUCAGUGGCUAAGUCCUUUAUUUAUUGAAUUUCUUUGGGGGAAUCUAUGUUUUACAACAGUAGAAUCGAACAGUCAUUUAAAUAAACAAAAUUCUUUGGGUCUGAGAGUAGCGGGAGCCUUGGCUUGGGGAAAAGCUGCCCACCCUGGGUCAAGCCAGAGUGGUGGGUGCCCACUCGUGCCUCAUGGAUCAGUCCUCCAUGAGCACAGCCUCUGUCCUUAGACACAGUGGUACAUGCUCUGUGGCUUUUAAAGUUUUGACAGGGACAAACCCAGUAAAUACUACAAAUGGCAUCGUACUCUCCAUAUAAAUAAGCCCAGUGGCAAUUAAGGGGACGCACUAUUUAGCAGGGCCCUGUAGCUCUACUCUGUGUGUGUGUGUGUGUGUGUCUGUCUGUCUGUGUAGACAAAUAUAGAUAUGGAUACCACCAUAUCCAUCUAUAUAUAACAAGUAUAUAUUAAACGUGUGUUGAGGGUGACAGGACAUGCUCACUUAAGUUAUUGAAAACUGUAAUUUGGUACAUUAAAAUUAAGGUUGUUAUGUUGAAUAGCUAUUUUUAAAAUAGUGCUGUAAAAAAGGCUUCUUAUUAGCAAAUGUAUUCAUGUAGUUCAGUCUACUCCUAAGACAAUUGUAAGCAAAACUCAGAAGGCGAAUGUUGUGAAUGCAGAGGAGCCAGUCUAGCUGCCCCACCUGUCAUGUUGUUGGCUGUCCGUCCGGUCAGCAUUCUCUUGUUGCUGAUGUUCUUCCUCCAGCCAUCCCUCUGAGCUACGGAAGGAAGAUGCAGUGUGAUCACUGAUCAGCUUCCACUUAGCCUUCAGAAAAAGGAGACACUCCAAAUGAGAAACCGUUAACAAGGAAGUAAACGUAAACUUAGAAAAACGGCGCAGUUAUUCUGCAGUCAAGAGGAGAGUAGAUGAGCACAGGACUGUAGAUGUUUACAUUUAAAAUUUCAUAGAUGCCAUUCUCAGAGAGCCAUCAGGGGCCUGUAACUUCAUACUGGGCUUUAUUUUUUACUUUUACUGGACACAGGUUUUCUGGGAUUAUAAGAGAAAUUAUGAGUUUUUUUUCAUCCCUACACUAAGGAGAAAUCCAUAACAUUUCAAGGGAACUGAAGAACUGAGUGAAGUUUGGCUAAUUUAGGUCAACAUAAAUGUCUGCCUUUAAUUCUGAAAUUUACUCAAGUGAAUGUAAAUAUUAUUUUGCCUGAGUUGCUGGAUGCCGUGCACCCAACUGGUUCUCUCUUGAAUCCUCUCUGGUGGUUUAAACAACAGUGAGCCUGGCCCAUGAAAGCUUGAUUCUUUUCCUUACUAGGAAAAUUUUUUAAACUCUCAAAGUUAGUCUAUUGAAAGGGUACCUUUUGUGCUGAUCUUGGAUAAGAUUUUUUUUCAUCCCCAUCUAUAGCUUGAGUCCAGACUGACAAUUCAUUUCCCUGAAUGACUACUGGAUCAAAGUGGUUCCAGGUCCAUCCUUGGUAAAUGUGCACUUAGAGCAAGUACCUAGCCUCUUGGAACACUGAGAUAGGUAUGAAAACCCCAUCAAGACACUAAUCUUAAGAGUUAACGUGGCUACAAAAAAUAAUUAUCCUAAGCUUCCAGAGAUAAAAAGAAAAUUAUCCAAACUCUCUGUGCUGUGAAUUUCGCUGACAUAGCAGAGUAACUGGUGACUGAUUCCCUGCAACCUACAACCUUCCCUAGAAUCCAAGCUUUCAGGGUUACACACCCCUGAAUUUCUCUAGCACAUGGCAUUGGCCAUUGAAAUGCUGCUAGUCAAACACACCAGAGCAACUCCCAGCUGAGACCAUGUGAGCACAGUUCCUAUCGGGGCCCCCUCAGAGCAAGCCUCUCCGGCCCCUCAGCCGAGCUGUGGCUUCCACACCGUAAGUUUACACAGUGGACUUAUGGUGAUAGGCCCUCAAGGGCCCCACUUCACGUCUCUGCUUUAUUAAUGUGCGGAAAGCACAGACAGCGAGUCCAAGGGGGAUUCUGCUAAUUAGAUGAGUCUGCUCUUGUGUCUAUUUGUGGGAGACAAACAACUGCAGGAAGUUGCUUCAGGAACAUCAUGUGGUUCCUUCGUUACCAGGCAGCACAACGAAGGAGGCACCAAAGACCAGGCAUAACCUUGGGCCAGUUGUUCAUUCUGAAAAUAAUGUCAUAACCCUUUCUCAUUACAGUGAGAAUAAAGCUAUACAAUAUCUCAUGGUACAUUUUUGUAGCUUAAUUAUAGUAUACUCCUCCAAGCAUAUUUACAAUUGCAGCAAAAUCAAAGCUGCUAAACAAACAGGAGAAUUUGCAUUAAUCUAAUAUACUUGGCAUGGGCAGUGUUUAUUAUAAUAAGAAUUGCAAACAGAUAAAUCUUCUACAAAAACCAAAGAUGGAAAGUUACUGUACCCAUCACCUGGGACUUGGUAAGAUCAAUUCCACUGGAUCAACCAGAAUGGUCAAGGACGUGUGCUCAACCCACCUGAAUGUGUAGAAGAUGCCACUACCCUUUGCAAGUCAUGCCCCCUCCCCCAGAGUAUGUACUCUGUCUAUAAUAUUUGACACUUUUUCGUCGAGAAGGAGGGAUUGUUAUGAACCAAAGACAUCUUUUGGCUCCUUCUAAAAGUGACUCAUCUGGGGUUCUAUCCAGAUCUGUACAGAUGAAUGAAAAGAUUGAUGAUGAAGAAUCCAACAUAAAUAAUAAAGGCUCUUCUGACAACAGAGAAAGCCUGGAGAACGUACACAUCUCACAGAAAGAUUACAUGAAGGGAUUAAUUUUGUGUCCCUAAUUGUUUCUGAUAAUUAAUGUACACAUAACCAACACAUGACAUUGUGCUAAAAAUGCAAAAGUAAACAUGACCUAAUUGUUUACUAUUCUGGUGGGAGGAGCAAAAAGCAUAUCUUUCACUUGUUCAACAAACAAUAAGCACUGAGAACUAAUUUAUUUAUACAGGUUGCAAAUAUUAUGAAUCAAUAGAUUCUGGCAAACUGCCACAAUUUGAAUUUAAUGAAACAAAAGUAUACAUUUACUUGUAUAUUAGGGAAGAUGCUGUUUGAUAAAGCAUGUGAAAUAAAGUGAAAUACUUAUUAAAAUUAAGCCUCACCUUUUUCACCAGAUAAUAACUAGAGUACUAGUUCUAGUAUCUUGUAUAUUUCUUCUCUGUCUUCAUUGGGCAAUUAUGUUUUAAAAUCAUCUCUCUCCUAUAAAAUGGUCACCCACUAGUUCUUUCUGUCCCAUUUAGGAAGAGUAGCCUGCUAAAUAACUUUGCACUCUUAGUAGUAGCUUCUACAGAUCCAAUUUAUUGCAUGUAGUAUCUUUACAAUAGCUAUCAUACACAUCAUAAAAAUUAAUGUAAGCCCCUCAUUCUUUGGCCAAUAUCUCAGAAAACUGUUUACAAGAGCAUGAAGACCCUACUCCACAGAUUAUUUGAACCAUUUAUGAAAAUCAACCAUUACUGCCACAGUAAAAACAGGCUAAGGCAAUUAUAUUCUUAUAGAAAAAUUAUAGUCCACUUUUGGCUAUUACAACACAGCACAAUAAAUGGGCAAUGUACAUUCAGUAGGGCUGAGCACUGGGUCCUUGACACUUCAUGUUUUGUAAUGAAUAUUAUACUUAAAGUGUUCAAGGUGAAAAUUAAACAUUUAACCCAGUUCUAUUAACAUGUUUAUCAACACUUUGCAAUGUAAAAUUACUUAAUGGUACUUUAUAAUCUCCCAACCACAGCCUUCUCAAAAUGGGUACAGUUUUGUCACUGGGUAUGCAUUAAUAGUUAUAAUAUUAGACCACACACAUUAAUUUCUAGCCAACAAAUUUGUGAAGUAUGUAUUUGUUGGCUAUGAAAUUUUGGAGUGCAGAUUUCCUUGGAAAGGUGAAGAAGGAAGGUGGUGACCAGUCAGGUGGACUGCAAUUUAGAUAAAAUGAUGAAGAACCCAGUGAAAUGUCCAGAGUAACCAUGCUACUUGCUUGGGAUUCUAACCCUGAUUCUGCAUCACAGACUUGGCCUUCUUUACUCUUGUCACCUAGUCCUAAGUAUUUAAUUUGAAGAAGAUAUCAGUUGUGUCAUGGCUUGACAUAACCCCAAAAAGACGUUACCAAGAAAUAUGCUUCUUUUAGUUCAAUGAAAAAAAAAUUUAACACAAAGAGUAUGUACCAAAAUCUCCAUAGUAAAAUAUAUCCUCAGUAAUAUGAGAAUCAUUUUUGUAUGGCCAAUCUUAUUUGCGUUUCAUAGUGAAACUAUAUUACCAGUGACCUACACUGGGGUCGAAAUAAUCGAGAUCAACAACCUCACAUACGCAUUCUCUUUAGACAUAAUUUAAAGACUGACUACCUUGCUUUGGAGAACGACCACAAAUCCUUCCUCAUUUCUACAGUUAUCCCGACAGAGGAGGCUCUAGUCUGUAGUCUGUCAUGGGCAUAACUUGAGAUCUUGGGCACAUUUCUAGACAGGUGGAAUAUAGUUCUGAAUAUAAUAUUAAAUGUCAUGCACGAUAAAGGUCCUUCUUUAUGUGCUUCUCAUGGGAGGGGAAAGCUGAAAUCUAGGGAUGCUGUAAUUUGUUUAAAGGCAAAAAAACAGCCAGGAGUAGUUUCACCUAGUCCAGGCUCCUGACCCAGGGAUAUUUCUUUGGCUCCAUCUCAUCUCCCAGUUAAAUAUAGCAGGAAUUGAGAAACGCCACAUGGUUUUGGGAUAAAUAAGCCCUUGUACAUUUAAGUGCUUUAAAAGACUUUCAGAUUAUUCUUGCUCUUCCUAAAUUCAUCACCAACUCUGUCUAUAGAGAGGCUUAAUGGGGCUGUUCAUCAGCAUUGUUGUAGGUCAUGAACAAUUGGCAUACACUCUAUUACUCUUCUGUUGUCAGCCUGUUCUUUGUUAGAAUUUCAAAUCAGUAUAUUAUGGAGUAAUAGUCAGACAAAAACACUUAGAUGUUUGUGUUUUUCAGUCCUGAUAAUUCAUCAUAUUGGUGUCAUUGUUUAUGGCUUUGUCACAGUUUUGUUAGAUAAUUGCCACGGCUACUUUUUUUUACAUGUGAAUUUUGAAAGCUUCCAUUUUCAAUAGAAAUUUUGGAAUUUUUGCAUUGAAAUACCUUAUACGUCAAGGUUUUCCUUCUGAACCUCAUUAGACAAUUAUUUAAAUUAACUGGGUUUAGAUAAAUAGGUUAUAAUUACUAACUUACAAGAAAACCACAUUUUACUUGUAAUUUUCAGAUGCUUUUCCCUUAUUUUGAGAUUUUAACAUCUUGUAAAUAUUUGAAGGAAAGGAAAAUGCAUUUGUAGUAGAAGUAUACAUUUUUGUUUUGUUUUGUUUUGUUUUAACUUUUAUUUAAUGAAUAUAAAUUUCCAGAGUACGACUUAUGGAUUACAAUGGCUUCCCCCCCAUAACGUCCCUCCAACCCGCAACCCUCCCCUUUCCCACUCCCUCUCCCCUUCCAUUCACAUCAAGAUUCAUUUUCAAUUAUCUUAAUAUGCAGAAGAUCAGCUUAGUAUACAUUAAGUAAGGAUUUCAACAGUUUGCUCUGUUGAAGUAUACAUUUUAAUAAUUAUGUUUAAAUAGUAAGUUUUAUUUUAAUUUAUCUUCUAUGCUGCUUCCCUAAGUCCAUGUCCCACAUUCUAGUUGUCUGAAGAAUGAGCAACUUUAAAUUUUUAAAUUAUAAUUUGGGGCCAAUUUCAGUAGUUGAUUCAUUCACUUCCUCAGUAUUCCUUUAGGGUGAUUUUAGGCUUAGAGCACAAAAUUGACCCUUUCUGUAGCCACAGAAUCGCGCAUCCAAUGGAGCAAGUAUGUAUUCUGUAGUUGUGAAAACGUUGGGAUUUAAUUCCUACCUUAACUCACUCAGGAGACCUACAGUCUCAAAAGAGUCAUUGAUCAUUCGUCAUCUAAAAUAUAAAGACCCAAAUUCAGGCAAAGAAGAUUGAGAUGAUCUGCAAUUUUUUUAAGUUCCUGCAGGAUUACUGUAAAAGAAAGCACCUUAAGAGAGUUUUUAUGGUAGUUCCACAUUGUUGACUGUUCAACAGAGCAACUGAAAGGCAGUCAAACGGAAGAACAAAAUUGUGAUAGUAUCUUGGUAUAAAACAUCAAUCAGAAAUUAACAUAAUAUGGGUCAUUAUGAAAUAAUUUGACCAAUCAUAUCCACAUAUCAUAUUGCAUAGUUCAGGAAACAGUGUUUACUCCUGUCAUAAUAAACAUACGCACAUAGCAGUUGGCAGCGUGGAGGCAAUGGAGAGCUUCAUUUUGGCGAAGGUCUACAAUGGAGUAUAAUCCUCUCCAGUGAUAACUCUUUCGUUUCAGUUAAAGCAGAAAGUGCACAAAUGAUCCCAACAAAUCAGUCUAUUUCCUGACAGACGAGCCAAUACCAAUCCUUCCUGCAGGCAGCCGAGAACCUCAGUACUGCAAUGGCUCCCCGCUCCCUUUCACCCAGCCUUCUCCACACACACACACACACACACACACACACACAUUCAUUUUUGACCCACUCUGUGUGUUACACUGACGUUACCUUUUUUUUACACAGAAUUAUCCCACCUUGUAAAGCUCUCUCAUCCCUGUGACCCUCUAAACUAUAUUAAUUAUGUGCUAUGUUUGCUUCUUGUAAAUCUUUAUUUAAUUAAUUUAUAUAUACUUUGUGAAGUCUUAUACUGUACAUUAUAAAGGGAUGUAAUUUGUAGUUGAUCAAAUACAAUGUUUAUGAUUGUUUUGAUGAAAUUAAUUUUGGACAUUAGGCUCUUGUUAAGAAAUUGAACACCUAUUAUAAAUUUGCUUCUAUUGAAAAAUAUAUGAUCUGGCAUACUUUCCUUUUAGUUACAAUUUAUUCCAGAUAAAUAAAAACUUGGGGACAUCUGUACUUAAAUACUAGUUGAACUACUUUUUGGAAUAAAAUGCAAAGGAAUAGCUGUCUCUGGAACUGAAAUGUGAAUUUCUGGCAGAACAAAAUAUUGCAACAAUGAGGCAAUAAUAAAAUUAGGAAAUUAAAUUA
Oryctolagus cuniculus (rabbit) is the source of this 8281-nucleotide messenger RNA. It is a transcript of the gene DOK6, whose product is annotated as docking protein 6. The record is from RefSeq and is a predicted model, not a curated record. Lineage: Eukaryota; Metazoa; Chordata; Mammalia; Lagomorpha; Leporidae. Gene Ontology annotation, cellular component: cytoplasm. Gene Ontology annotation, biological process: cell surface receptor protein tyrosine kinase signaling pathway.